Molecule: messenger RNA, 526 nt
Organism: Cuscuta campestris
Lineage: Eukaryota; Viridiplantae; Streptophyta; Magnoliopsida; Solanales; Convolvulaceae
Source: the annotation of a GenBank genome assembly
UAUUAUGAUGAGUAUAUUACGAGUAUAAGAUAUGGGGUCGUGGACGGAGAAGCAAAACAAGGUUUUUGAGAAUGCAUUGGCUAUUUUCGACAAGGACACGCCGGAGAGGUGGCGCAACUUGGCCAGGGCGGUGGGCGGCGGCAAGACGGAGGAGGAAGUGAAGAGGCACUAUGAGAUGCUGGUGGAGGAUGUCGGCCACAUCGAGUCUGGCCGAGUCCCUUUGCCUGAUUACCAAGACGUACGACCGCCGUGUGCGGCGAAGAACCUCCAGUCCACCACCACCCGCGGCGCAGCUGGCGCCAGCUAUGCAGUGAUCGUCAUCAAGGACCGAAAAAUGUAAUUUCUGAGUCACAUUUUAUUUACCAAAAUUAAAGGUUGUUAAUGUGCGGAGUAUGUCACAAGUUAAACAUGUUCAUUAAUUAAGCAUGCUAUCAAGCACAGCCACUCAUAAAUAUGAAAACUGCUUUUCAGAGUAUCUUUAUAUCUUGGGAGUUUCGUUUUCGAUUAAUUAAUGUUUGUAAUUUUG